Messenger RNA from Glycine soja, 303 nucleotides. Its product is annotated as mitochondrial import receptor subunit TOM9-2-like. The transcript has a single exon. The annotation marks the transcript as partial. The record is from RefSeq and is a predicted model, not a curated record. NCBI's taxonomy places the organism in Eukaryota, Viridiplantae, Streptophyta, Magnoliopsida, Fabales, Fabaceae.
UUCAUUCCAAUGGCGUCCCGAAGAGGUGGAGUCUCACUCCCAGACAGACCUAGCAACAACUCAAGCUCCGUCCUCACGAAUAUCUCAUGCUCCUCCAUCGUCACCCGCGGCAAGGAAGCCGCCGGCGACGCUACAUUUGUCACCAAGAAGCUCCUCCGCAACACCGGAAAGGUCACGUGGAUCACCGACACCACCUUCCUCUUCCUCGUUGUUCCUCUCAUUGUCAAGAUGGACCGCGAGCAGCAACUCAACGACCUCGAGCUCCAGCAAGCCAGCUUCCUCGGCACCCCUACCCCCAAAUAA